GCCGGGUAUAAAAAGACGGGCCUGGAUAUUGUCAAAGCAUCAGUUGCCCAUUCGACUUUGUUUCCAGCAACAACUAUUUAUCCACCUCAAUCCCAAUCAACAUGAAGUUCUUGGUUAUCCUCGCAUUCGUCGCUGUUGCAUCAGCUGCUUCUCCUCCGGCCUACCCUGCUCCGGCUUACCCUGCUCCGGCUUACCCUGCUCCGGCCUACGGCAAGACCUACGAUUACCCCGCCCAACCCUACACUUUCGGCUAUGACGUCAACGAUGCUCCAUCUUACAACAACUUUGGCCACCAGGAGGCCGCCGACGGUAAAGUCGUGUCCGGAUCUUACCGCGUCGAACUUCCCGACGGACGCACUCAGGUGGUCACCUACAAGGACGACGGCUACGGUUUGAUUUCCACCGUCAAAACCGAAGGAACCAUCAAGGCUUACGACUACAAACCGGCCUACAAGCCAGCCUACCCGGCCGCCUACCCCGCAAAGUACUAAUAAUAAUCACGAAUUCAACGAUAGGAUUCACGUUCACUUGAUGCGGUUGACAUAUUCUAGUUCCUGUCUAUACAUAAUACUUUAUACCAAUGGAUAUUUAGGCUCAUAACUGUAUGCGUCAGAAAAUGAAUACAGAUCAAAUCUAUAAUUUAACAACAA
This is a messenger RNA of Daphnia pulicaria, 650 nucleotides long. RefSeq names its product cuticle protein 19-like. Lineage: Eukaryota; Metazoa; Arthropoda; Branchiopoda; Diplostraca; Daphniidae. The record is from RefSeq and is a predicted model, not a curated record. Gene Ontology annotation, cellular component: extracellular matrix. The coding region runs from base 102 to 491 and encodes 129 amino acids. The transcript is spliced from 3 exons.